AUGGAUGGACUGCAGGAUGAUGUCGACGUGUCCAUUUCAAGUUCGUCUGUGCAGCGACCCACGCAGAGCCACCCAAACUAGCCCCAGUCUUGAUAUGUUGGCUGAUGCCGACGUCAGCAUCAGGCAGCCCUCGUCCGUCAAUCUGUACAGCUACCUGGUCACUCGUCCACACACACACACACACACAUACUCCGUCACCCACACACACAUCGCAGCUAUGCUAUGCACCCCAUAAGUGUCGUCAGCUAAGAGAAUGGCCCCGCUGCCCCUCUGCUAUGAAUGAUCCACCACACACAACAGCCGGCCUGACAGACACCACCAUCAACACACACGCACACACAGAGAGAAAACGAGCAGACACGAACGUGGUCAUAUCUGAUCACGAAUGAGUGCCAUUUCCCCACCUUCAGGCGUUGCGAACUUCAGUCACGACGGUGAAGUCUGGCCCACGGUGCUCGUGUCUGAUUGUGAAGCCCUCGAUGACAUUGUUGGCGCCGUCAGGGAGGGAGGCCUCGAUGGAAGCAUGCUGCUCAGCUGUCGUGUCGUCGACCGUCAGCCCCACACGCCGCAGGCCCCUGAUGUGCGGGAUCGCCGACGAGAGGCUGGUGCGGACGAAGAUGCCGGCAUCCUGUACACCAUCGGGCACUGAAGGGGAGGGAACACACAGACAAGGCAGCAAUGAGGAUGGACGGGCACACUUCUCUCAGCGUACGGGUCAGCUCGAAGUCUAGUUCCCUGAUCGUCGGCAACUCGUUGGCCGCCCCCACCAGCUGGGCGACGCCGAUGUCCCCCACCGACACCGUACCCACCUCCCUGUCCCUCCCCAGAUCCGUCAACACGCCCACCUUCUCCUCGGCACCCGACACCCUUCGAAUGUCCACCCUCCCCACCUUCUUGGGCAUCUUGCUGGUGAACAGCCGGGCGGCUGCACCACCCAGCCUGCUCCGGACGUCCAGCUCUGAGGCUUCGGGGAACGGCUUGAGAUGGCUGAUGAUGGCGGGGUGGGGCGGUGGGGUGUUGGCGGGGGGGUGGAAGCCAGGGGCCCUCUCGACCUCUACGUGCGUGGCCUUGUCAAAUGAGAGGCUGGAUGCGAUAUCGAUGGCUGACGGGCUGGGGUCGCUGUGCGGGUCGGUGAUGCCGUCCUGAGUGAAGACGUAGUACACACCCGUGGCCUGCUCUGCCAGCUGCUGUAUCAUGCUCUUGAGUGAGGGUGAGGGGUGGGUGGCGAACACGUCGUGGUAGAAGAUGGAGAGGUCGAAGCGGAAACCGGUCAGGUUGGUGACCGUGAGUGGGGCGUUUGGCAGGCAGCACGCGCCGACCAUUCGGUCCAGGGCCAGCAGCACCGGCAAUGUCGGGCGGCUGAUGCUGGCAUCGUGACCGGCCGCUGCAGCAUAAUCCACACUCCUGUCCACGUGCAGCUCCUUGAGUGACCGUCGGCAGCCACGCGCAACGAGCACUUUCUGCAAACAAGAACACACACACAUGCAGGAAGGACAUCAUGAGCCAAUCCACGGGCGCUGCUGGUCUGCCCUUUGUGGUCACCUCAAGCCGAUCUAUGCCCGCCGGAUUGUCCUCUCUCACCACGAUGGUGCCGAUGCUCUCCAGCUGAGCGAGUGGCCCUCCCUGCUGCCCAACAGGUGUCGCAGGGAUGCGCUCGAACACAUCCGCCCACUCCUCAUCCGCAAAGCGACCGUCCACACACCGCAGUGAGCGGGACGAGCUGAUGAACUGGCCCAAUCUGUCAGCGUCCCAAUUGCGUUGCUUCGCGGUGGCGAGUGAGGGCAUCCGCCAGCUCCGGUUGGCCAGACCAUCAUGCCAGAGGGUCAGGCCGGUAAUGGUGGUGAGUGCGUCGAGGGUCGGGGGCGGGUCGAGAGGAGCGGGGAGGCGCGGAUGAGUCCUCGAGAGUCUCGCCGUGCCGGUCAGCCGAACACCUUGGAUGGUGAUGGUCUGCAGGGUCCCUUCGGUGAGGUUGGCUGCCCGUCGGCCGGCAAUGUCAAUGAUGGCCACAAAGACGUCGAAACACCACGUGAAACGGCUGGGACCGAGAGGGUACCGGAGGGUGAUUGACGUGAGGCGGGUGAGUCGUGCGGCCAGCUGGGUGACGAAGGCGAGAUGGACGUGCUGCCAAAACAACCGCUCCUCCUUGGACGACCGCUCCUCCUUGGUGGCUGAGCUGAUGGUGACGUCCGAGAGGUGGGGUGCGGCGUGCGGCCAGAUGGACCUGGCCAGCUGCACCAUCAGAUUGAUGGGCAAGAAGGCCAUCAUGUAGCUGAGAAGGCCCUCCUGAAGCACAGCCACACAGCACACGGGACGGCAAGAGAUUUCCAUCAGUAUACGCAUUCCCUCAGUGGGUCGGUGCCACACUCACCGUGUCAGUGAUUUGUUGCCGAAGGUUCUGCUCCCUCUCCUCUCGUCGCUGCCGCUCCUCGUCACUCUCAACACCACCACAACCACCACCACCAGCCGCACCACGAGCACCGCCACGAGUCCUCUUGACCUGCACCCAUACACCAAACACAGACAGCCAACAUCCGUCUGGUGAAAUGCGCCAUUCAUUGCCAGCGGUGCUGUGAUGCGCCUCGCCUGUCUAUCGUCCUCCAUGGUUGGCUGUUGUAGAUCUGACUCAGCGGCUGGGCUCUCCGCUGCGAUGAGAACUCCAAGACCUUCUCUGAGGCCGCUAAUUAACCAAUGCUCACAUCUAUGACGUCCCUCCCUGACGCACAAACACACACAGCACAUGAGGGCAGCACCGAUGGCGAAUUCGCCCUCUCUCUGCCCCUUCUGGCGUACCUCAGGACGACGUGAUGUCAGUCUGUCAGUCCAAGGAGCGGUAAGAGGGCUCGGCCGCCCCUCGAUGCUGCGCAGCGCAAGGGUGCCUGCGUUGCAACGGAGGAUGCAUCAAUCAGCACCUUGCUCAGCACAUUGAAUGAGUGGCGCCAUCUCACCUGCAGCUCAGCUGAUACGCCCCGUCGGUGGUUAGUUAGCUACGCUCUCCGCCAGUCAGCCGACCUCGUGUGGUCUGGGCGUGUCUAUUGGCC
This is a messenger RNA of Vitrella brassicaformis, 3038 nucleotides long. Lineage: Eukaryota; Vitrellaceae. The record is from the annotation of a GenBank genome assembly.